Molecule: messenger RNA, 2044 nt
Organism: Girardinichthys multiradiatus
Lineage: Eukaryota; Metazoa; Chordata; Actinopteri; Cyprinodontiformes; Goodeidae
Product: tudor domain-containing 6-like
Exons: 2
Coding region: 425-1756 (443 amino acids)
Biological process (GO): spermatogenesis
Source: RefSeq, a predicted model, not a curated record
UUUGUUUGAUUUUUUUAAUGGAAAAUGUAGCGAUAUACACCUGUGAACAUGAACCCUUUUGAGAAUCAGCGUGUCAACCAAUAAAAGUGACUGCUAAAGCAGCCUGCUGAUGACGCACUGUUUGUGUUUUCUGAGGCGUCAUCAACCGAAGCCCAAUCCAACGAGAGCUACAAACUGCACAGUCAGCCGCAGACGGAUUCAGACCAGCAUUAAAGACUCAAGGAGAUCCAGACUUCUUGCGGCUGAAUGCGGAUGCUGUUUAAUAUUACCCAUUAACUUGCAAAAACCCACCAAUAAUACUGCGGUCAAAUGGACUGAUGCUGCAAGAUCAUUUCUGAUCUUUAUGGAUUUGUGCCCUCCAUCUGGCACUAGAUUGAAAUGUGCUGGGAAGCUCGUAACAUCUGAAGAUUAACUAAAACUGAACAUGGAAUAUAUUCAAUCUGCAUCUGACAGUCUGCCUAAGCACCUGGCUGAGUCUUGUGAUCUGUACAAGUGGCCAAAUAUUUCCCAAAACAUGACUGUGGAUGUAUAUGCUUCUAGCAUUGCAGGACCACAAUACUUCUGGUGCCAACAUGCCAACACAGAAGACCUUAACAAAGUAUCAUCACUUGCUAAAGCGGCUGCACAGGCACAAGAUGUAAUUCCACCUGAAAAUCUUAAACCUGGUACUCCUUGCCUCGCUCUGUUUUCAGAAGACAACCAGUGGUACAGAGCUCAAGUAACUAGCAAUGCAGACAAAACUGUCCACGUUAUGUUUGUUGAUUAUGGAAAUGAGUGUGAUGUUGAGCAAAAAUAUGUAAGAUUACUGCCUCAAAACCUGCUAGAGAUGGUUCCUCAGGGAUUUCUGUGUUGUUUGGAUGGUAGUAUGGAGUCUAGUGGCUCCUGGGAUGAAAAGGUCUACGAUGAUUUCUACAAUCUCAUAGUUGACAAGCCACUUAAAGUGACAGUUGCAGCCAUGGAAAAUUAUUCAGAGAUUGCAGUUCCUCAGCACUCCGUAACCGUGGAGUGUGACAAGAUUGAGGUUAACAAAGUAAUUCAGAAAUAUUGGAAGUCGUUUUCUUCAGAACAUUGUGGAGAUGUGGCACAAACCAACACUUCAUCCCAUAAUUUUCAAAACCGCAACAACACGCAUAACCUUGAUGUUUCUAAAGAGAUGAGUACUUCUAUGUAUAAGCAACCAGAAAUGUCCAGAAGCAAAACCGAAAUGGUUUAUGCAUCCUGUAUUGCAGAACCAACAUUCUUCUGGUGUCAAUUUGCCAACACGGAGGAUCUGUGCAAAGUAUCCCAGCUAGCCCAGCAGGCCGGUGAGGCACAGCAGGAUGUGACAUUCCCUCAACGUAUUGGACCAGGCAGCCAUUGUCUCGCUUUGUUUCCUGAUGACAAGCUGUGGUACAGAGCAUUGAUAGUUCAGAAAGGCAGCAAAACGCUGCAUGUCCUGUUUGUAGACUAUGGAAACGAGUCAGACAUUGACAUCCAAGACAUAAGACCUUUGCCUCAGAAUCUCCUGGAGCAAGCACCUCAGGCCUUUCUGUGUCGUUUGUUUGGAUUUGAUGAGUCUAAGGGCUCUUGGGAUGACCAAGCUUAUGAUUUCUUCUACAAUCUUCUGAUUGAAAAACCAUUAAAACUGCAGGUGUUCAGUGUGGAGAGCCAUUCGGAGAUACCAGUUCCUCAGUAUUCCGUGGAAAUUGAAUGUAAGGGAGUAUCUAUAAAUGCAUCACUGCUUCAACAUUGGAAACUAAAGGAGAAUGUGCUGUGACAGAAAACCCUUAGAUAAUCAACUAAUGGCAAACUUGCCCCCAUUUGUGUCUUACAAGGGAAAUGAAUGGCACAUAUAUAAAGACUUAAAUAUAUCCAGAAAUAUGACAGUGGGUUUGUGUUAAUCCUCUCUACAUGGAAGAUCUAAACAAAGACUCGUGACUUGCAGUCACAAUCGCUUCCAAAGAGAGACCUAUGGAAAUGCCCUUGAGGAUUGCUCAUUGCCAUUUCUUUUUUUCCUUUUAGAACGUUUACAAAACAAAAUAAAGCUGUUCAUGAAAAAUCUAAA